UGGGAGUGAAGUCGAUGGAACACUUACUGGCUUUGGCUUGGCAGUUGUUAGAGGAAGUAGAGCCAAGGAUUGCUUUGCACCUUCGCCAUCACGGCUUUUAAAAAAGAAACAGACUCUGUAUGCGCACAAUGGCCGCUUUAUUAGGUACCUCCUGUAAGUGCGUGGCCUUCUGCUGCUGCAGGCCAUCCAGUUCAAUGUUCGACGUGCGGUGGAUUCAGAGAUUUCCAGAACUGUUGGGGAGGGCUUAAACUAAUUUGGCUGGAGGUUGGGAACCAGAAUAAUAAGGAUCAAUAGGGGCAAUUGAUAGAUAAGUAGAGACCACGUGUAAUAAGACUGUGAGGAAGGACAGGAAGAUGAUAGGGCAAAAUUGCAAAAUCAGAAGCGGUAAUGAAAACUGGACCAAAGGAGUUACAUUUGAAUGAGUGUAGUGCAUGGAAUAAGGUAGGUUAUCUUGAGGUGUAGUUAGAGAUUGGCAGGUAUGAAGUUGUGGGCUUCACUGAGUCGUGGCUGAAAGAAGAUUGUAGUUGGGAUCUUAACAUCCACGGAUACAUAUUGUAUUGAAAGAACAGGUAGCAAGCAGAGGGGGUGGGGUGGCUGUUUUGGUAAAACAAAAAUGAAAUCAAAUCUUUAGCAAGAGAUGACAUAGAUAUAGAAUCCAUGUGGUUAGAGAUAGGAAUUGUAAAGGUAAAAAGACCUGAUGGCAGUUGUACAGUAUACAGGCCUCUGGACAGUACCCAGGAUGUGGGAUACAAAUUACAACAGGAGAUAGAAAAGGCAUGUAAAAGGAGCAAUGUUACAAUAGUCAUGGAGGAUUUCAAUAUGUAGGUAGCUUGGGAAAAUCAGGUUGGUGCUAGAUCCCAGGAGAGGGAGUUUGUAGAAUACCCAUGAGAUUUUGUUUUUGGAGUAGCUUAUGGUUGAGCCCAAGAGGGAAAAGGCAAUUUUGGAUUAGGUGUUGUGCAAUGAAUCAGAUUAGGUUCAGGAGUUUAAAGUAAAGGGACCCUUAGGAAGCAGUGAUCAUAAUAUGACAGAACUGACUGUGCCGUUUGGGAGGGAAAAGCUGAAGAUAGAUGUGUCAGUAUUACAGUGGAGUCAAGAGAAUUACAGAGGCAUGAGAGAGGAGCUGGCCAAAGUCGGUUAGAAGGGGGCACUAGCAGCGAUCAUGGCAGAAUGCAAUGGCUCAUGUUUCUGAAGGCAAUUCGGAAGGAGCAGGAUGGAUACAGCCCAGGGCUGAAGGGAGGGUGUGGCUGACAAGGGAAUUCAAAGACAGCAUAAAAGCAAGAGAGAAGGUAUACAAUUUAGCAAAGACUUGUGUGAAGUUAGAUGAUUAGGAAGCUUUUAAAAAGAAACAGAAAGCCACUAAAAAGCCACAAGGAGAGAAAAGAUGAAAUAUGAAGGUAAGCUAGCCAAAAAAUUUUUUCAGAUAUAUAAAGAGUAAGGGAGAGGAAAGAGUGGAUAUUGAACCUCUGGAGAGGUAAUGGGGGCAAAGAAGUGGCAGACAAACUUAAUAGGUAUUUUGCAUCAUUCUUUACUUUGAAAGACAUUAGCAGAAUGCCAGAAGUUUGAGAGUGUCAGGGUGCAGAAGUGAGUGUAGUUGCUAUUACUAAGUAGAAGGUGCUUGGGAAGUUGAAAGGUCUGAAGGUAGAUAAGUCACCUGGAGCAGAUGGAUUACACCUAUGUUUCUGAAAGAGGUAGGUAAUGAGAUUGUGGAGGCAUUCAUAAUGAUCUUUCCAGAAUCACUAGAUCAUGGAAUGGUUCUGGAAGACUGGAAAGUUGCAAAUGUCAUUCCACUGUUUAAAAAGGGAGAGAGUAGAAGAGAGGAAAUUCUAGGCUAGUUAGCCUGACUUCAGUGCUUCGGAAGAUGUUGGAGUCCAUUAUCAAAGUGCAGGGUUUGGGAUAUUUGGAGGCACAUGAUAAAAUAGGCCAAAGUCAGCAUGGUUUCCUUAAGGGGAAAAUUUGCCUGACAAUUUUGUGGGAAUUCUUUAAGAAAAUAGCAGGCAGGGUAGACAAAGGGAAGUGGGUGGGACAUUGUUCGUUUGGAUUUUCAGAAUGCCUUUGACAAGCUCUGCACAUACAGCUGCCUUGCAAGAUAAGAGCCCAUGGUAUUACAGGAAAGAUCCAAGCAUGGAUAGAAGAUUGACUGACUAGCAGGAUGCAAAUGACUGAGAAUAAAGGAGCCCCUUAUUGGGUGGCUGCCAGUGACUAGCUGUGUUCUGUAGGGGUCUGUGUUGGGACGGCUUCUUUUCAUGGUAUAUAUCAAUGAUUUGGAUGACCGAAUUGGUGACAGGUAGAGAAAGGUAGUGUUGAGGAAGCAGGGAGUCUACAGAAGGACUUAGACAGAUUGGGAGAAUGGGCAAAGAUGUGGCAAGACAGAAUGUAGUAUAGGGAAUUUUAUGGGAUGCACAUCGAUAGAAAAAAUAAAGGCAUAGACUAUUUUCUAAGAGGGCAUGAUAUUCAAAAUUCAGAAGUGCAAAGGGACUUGGGAGUCCUUGUGCAGGAUUUCCUAAAAGCUAAUUUACAGGCUGAGCUGUUGGUAAGGAAGGCAAAUGUGAAAGUAAGAUUCAUAUCAAGAGGACUAGAAUAUAAAGGCAAGGACAUAAUGCCGAGAUUUUAUAAAGCACUGGUCAGACACACUUGGAGUAUUGUGAGUUUUAUGAGGAUUAUUCUAGGAAUGAAAGGGUUAACAUACAAGGGGCAUUUGAUGCUUGCUAGAGUUUAGAAGAAUGGGUGGGGAUCUCAUUGAAACAUAUCAAAUAUUGUAAGGCUUACAGACUGGAUGUGGAGAGGAUACUUCCUAUGGGGGAGUCUAGGACCAGAGGGUAUAGUCUAGAAUAGAGGGACAUCUACUUAGAACAGAGAUAAGGAGGAAUUCCUUUAGCCAGAGUGUAGUAGAUCUGUGGACUACUUCGCCUCAGGUGUCUGUGAAGGUAAGUCAUUGAGUAUAUUUAAAGCAGAUGUCGAUAGGAUCUUGUUUAGUCAGGUUAUCAACGGUUUUGGGGAGAAGUCAUGAGAAUGGUGCUGAGCGGGAGAAUAAAUCAGCCAUGAUGGAAUGGCGGAGCAUUCUUGAUUGGACCAAAUGUUCUAAUUCUGCUCCUAUGCCUUAUGGUUGCUUCUGCACGCCACUAUUGUAGCAUGUGGUUAUCUGAUUUACUGGUGCCUUCCUGUCAGUUUGAACCAGUCUGGCCAUUCUCCUCUGACUCUCUCAUUAGCAAGGCAUUUUUCCACGGAUCAGCUGCUCACUGGAUUUUUUUUUUUUGCACUACUCUCUGUAAAUGUUAGAAUUUGCUGUGUGAAAAUCCCAGGAGAUGAGCAGUUUCUGAGAUACUCACACCACCCCAUCUGGCACCAACAGUCAUUCCACAGUCAAAGACAAUUAGAUCAUAUUUGUUUCCCAUUCUGAUAAAAAUGGCAUCCAUCACCCAGGACAUGCCCUCUUCUCAUUGCUACACCAGAGAGGAGGUACAGGAGCCAGAAGACAUACACUCAACAUUUUAAAAACAGCUUCUUCCCCUCCACCUUCAUAUUUCUGAAUGGACAAUGACCUCAUGAACACUAUCCAUUUUUGUGGGUCUUUUUGUACUGCUUAUUUAUUUUAAAGUAUAUAUUUAUAGAACAUAGAGCAUUGAAUAGUACAGCACAUUACAGGCCCUUUGGCCCACAAUGUUGGGCUGACCCUCAAACCCUGCCUCCCAUAUGACCCCCCCACCUUAAAUUCCUCCGUAUGCCUGUCUAGUAGUCUCUUAAACUUCACUGGUGUAUCUGCCUCCACCACUGACUCAGGCAGUGCAUUCCACGCACCAACCACUCUCUGAGUGAGAAAUCUUCCUCUAAUAUCCCUCUUGAACUUCCCUCCCCUUACCUUAAAGCCAUGUCCUCUUGUACUGAGCAGUAGUGCCCUGGGGAAGAGGCGCUGGCUGUCCACUCUGUCUAUUCCUCUUAAUAUCUUGUACACCUCUAUCAUGUCUCCUCUCAUCCUCCUUCUCUCCAGAGAGUAAAGCCCUAGCUCCCUUAAUCUCUGAUCAUAAUCCAUACUCUCUAAACCAGGCAGCGUCCUGGUAAAUCUCCUCUGUACCCUUUCCAAUGCUUCCACAUCCUUCCUAUAGUGAGGCGACCAGAACUGGACACAAUACUCCAUAUAUUAUCAUUUAUUGUAUAUUUUAUAUAUUGCAUUGUAUAGCUGAAAAACAACAAAUUUCACGAUGUAUGUCGGUGAUAGUAGAUCUGAUUCUGACCGUCCUUCAGUUUCCUCUCUGUUUCUGCCUGGCUGCUUCAUUCUUCUACCAAGUCAUGAUGAUGCCUCCUAGCUACCGGAAGCUGGAUCCUCAGCCCCCGAGAUUUCACACCAGACCCCUGGGAGUGGAUGCAAAUACCUUGAACAAUUGGAUUCCCUGGUUUAACUUUGUCCUGGAUUGUUCAGACCUUUACCGCCAGGGCUUUCACACAAGUGGCGUUUAUAGGAUCUACCCCUCUGGACCAUUCCUUCCACUCAGUGUUUACUGUGACAUGGAGAGUGACGGUGGAGGCUGGACUGUGUUUCAGAGAAGAAUGGAUGGCUCUGUUGACUUCUACAGAGGAUGGGACAACUACAAAAAAGGCUUCGGGACAGCGGACGGUCUGCAGAACAUACAUUUGUUAACAGCAAGGAGGAAUUAUGAGCUAAGAAUUGACAUGGAGGACUUUGAGAACCAGACUGUCCAUGCCAAGUAUAAGCAGUUUGCAGUGGCCCCCGAUUCCAUUCACGCUGAAGGAAAUGGCUACACUCUCCUAGUUCAGGGAUUCACUGAUGGAGGAGCAGGAGACUCGUUGGUCUAUCAUAAUGGGCUCAAAUUCAGCACGUUUGACAAGAAUCAAGAAGGCCCCAUAAACUGUGCGCAGAAGAACUCAGGAGCCUUUUGGUACAAGUCAUGCCACACGGUAAACCUCAAUGGCCUCUAUUUAAGGGGACCCCAUGCUUCCUACGCCAAUGGAAUCCAUUGGGCCACAUGGACUGGGUAUUAUUACUCCCUCAAAGCCACUGCUAUGAAAAUGAGGCCAACCUCUGUGGGGUAGAAGGUGCUAGAACAAAUUUCAGUCUCCAGUUUACAUCCCACAGUCCUUGUGUUCCAUUCUCAUUAAAGUUCAAAUUUGAAUGUGAAUUUUAUUACGAAUAAACUCUUCUCGGGCUUCCAUCCAGAUACGCUAUCGAUGUUAACCGAUGUUUCAGUGACAAACUCUGCCGUCUUCAUUGGGAAUGGCAGAGAUUGUCAUCGAAACAUCGGUUAUAGUCGAUAUCCGUACCCAGCUGGAAACCUGAGAAGAAUUUGUUUGUUAUUUAAACAGGAAAUGCACUAGAUCCUUAUUACUUUGUUAUAUUAAAACCACUUUGCAGUUUUGCUGAUGUCCUGUGUGGGCUAAAAGAAGCCACAACAAUGUGUGCGUCCCUCGGUGUCCUAACUGCAUUAUCAUACUGAAGCAUAAAGUCCUCCUUCCUCUCCCCUCAGAUGCCGCCUGACCUGCUGAAUGCUUCUUGGGUUUUGAGUUAAUGCUACGAUUCAGGUUGUCGUUCGCUGUGGUACACCAGGUGGCAACAUCGCUGUUUCUUUAGCGUUUGUCUGUUCUUACGAGGCUGAGUUGCUAGUUCAACGCUCAACCUAGUACGGAUGGAAAGCAUACAAGGGGCCGGCUGGAUUCGAACCCGCGACCACUCGCCUCGGAGUCUGGCGCAGGUGCCACUCCACCACCGGCCGGCUGUAUGAUUCAGAUAGAUGCAAAGCCAGAAGCCGUCAAACUGGAUUCCCCCUUCAUUUAACUACACUCACUGGAGAUAUUGUUCUUUGGAUAAAUUCUUAGAUUCAGGUUAAUAUUAUUAUUUGUUUGUUCUGCUCACCUUGAGAUCUUUGUGGGAGUUUUCCCUUCCUGUUCUGCGAGUGGCAGCUGUUCCAAGCUCCUGUACUGUGGAAGAAGAACAUUCACGGAGACCCCCAGCACCGUGAUCUGAGCGUAGCUGAAGGAUGCGCUGUUGAAGCGUGGCCCAUGCUGCAAUGCGGGGAAAACAGCUGUUAACUGGUGCACGGCAAGAUCCCAGCAAUGGUGUGACCGUCAAGUAGUUGAUGAGAGUUUGACGGCACCUCGACACCAGCGUGGUUUGUGGGGCUCAUACACAAGGGCCAAAUUGUUACAUGUUAAUGCUUCCAGGGUGUGAAGGUGGGGCUUGCACAGAGAAAGAGAGGAUGGGACUUGAGUAGGAAUGAAUGGGAGCCUUGGUGAGGCCUGGAGUUUGGUGGCUAGUUGGGUGGGUAAUGUUAGACCAGACAGAGUUGGCUAGAUGGACCACGCUGAGCUACAGAAGGAAAUUAUGGGAGUGGGACCCCAAGGACUUCACAAGAAGGUGGGGGCACAGUGACAGUGAGCUUACCCACAAGAUUAUAGACACAGGCUUCUGCAUCUUCUGCCUGGGGGGUGGUAUUUGAUCAUAUUGGCUGUUUUACUGAGGCAGCAAGAAUUUCAGACUGAAUUCAUGGGGAAGGGGGUAUUUUUGGCUUGUGUAUACAUCGCAUUCGGUUUUGGAAACCCUGAAAGGAAGCUGGUAGGGUAAGGGUCAUUCUGUCAGAGACUGCAGCUGUCCUGAACCCACAGGCCUGCACUUUGCUCAAGAGUUUUGCAUAAACGUAAAUACUUUACAAGUCAUUUGAAAUGCAUAGCCUCUGUAUUAGUGCAAGUCUCAUGUAGUGAGCAUGCAGAUGAAUUUGCUUAGGUACAUGAUGUACUGUAUAUAUAAAGAUCCCAUUUGCAUUCAAUGAUUAUGCUUCAAAUCAUACUUUCUUCUCUAACUAAAUAUUGAGAUAUUUAAGAGAAUACAUCUCCCAAUUUGUCUUAAUGAAAACAACAAAAAAAUCUCCAAAUGCUAGAAAUCUGAAAUAAAACUAAAAAAAAAUCUGGAUUCAGCAGGUCAAGCAGCAUACGUGGAGAGAGAAUUAGUGUAAUUAGUUGAGGUAUAAAUGUUGAGCACAACUAUCUUAUCCCUUUCAAAAUAGUGCCAGAGGAAUGGUUAAUAGUAUUUCCCAAGGAUGAGACAUCAUAAUUUGCAGCAGCAGCUAAGUGAGACAAACUAAACAUCAGCCAGUGAUAAGCUUCCGGACACCGCUUGAACCGUCUGCCUCAGGGUUAAAGAUGCCAUCAUCAACAGCACAGGAGCACCUACUGGUUACAGGGUAACCACCUGGAAUGGCUGACUGAUUGAAUGCUAGCCAAUCAAGUGGUAACUAAUCAAAUACUAACCAAUCAAAAUGCACUGUGGAAUUACCAUUUUAAAAAUAAAUGUGGAAGCUGCUUUGCCAUUGCGGAAACAUUGGUACAAAAGAAAACUUUGCUUAAAUAAAAAAAUGAUGGAUUGACUCCAUGGAUGAUGUAGGAUGGGUUGAAUGCUUCUAUUUGUGACUUAAAUUAACAUACCAGGUAAUACACUCAGUGCCACUUUAUGAAGUUCACCUAUACACCCGCUCAACAAUGCAAAUCUCUAAUGAGCCAAUCGCAUGGCAGCAAAUUAAUGUAUAAAAGCAUGUAGGCAUGGUCAAGAGGUUCAGCUGUCCAGAUCAAACAUCAGAAUGAGGAAGAAAUCUGGUCAAAGAGACUUUGACUGCAGAAUGAUUGUUGGUGCCAGAUGGGGUGGUUUGAGUAUCUCAGAAACUGCUGGUCUCCUGGAAUUUUACACACACCAGUCACUAGGUUUACAGAGAAUGGUGCAAAAAACAAAAGUCAUCCAAUAAGCAGCAGUUCUGUGGAUGGAAACACCUUGUUAAUGAGAGAGGUCAGAGGAGAAUGGCCGGACUGGUUCUAGCUAACAAGAAGACAGCAUUAACUCAAAUAACCACACAUUACAACAGUAGUGUGCAGAAGAGCAUCUCUUAACACAUAACACAUCGAAUUUUGAAGUGGAUGUCCUGGCCACACUGGCAUCCUCUCCUGUGGCUACUUUAUUUGAUAUAUUCCUGAACUUACUAAAAUGGCCACUAAGUGUUCACUAUGUUUCAGGAGAGAGACCCUUAUUCUCUCCAGAAGUCAUUUUUUUUCCACCAAUGGAUUUCUUUUUCGGACUUUAUUUUUGUUCCUGGUGCUCUGCUGUUACCUAGAUCUACAGUAUAUACGAACAAUGGAGCCAAUUCCAGAUUCAGGGUGGGGGUACUGUGUAAAAGGGCCUCUAGGUUAUCAGGACUUGUAUCCAAGAUGUCUUAAAAGAUUGUGUAGGACUCAGAGCACUUCAUGUCACAGAGCUGUGGUUACAUUAGCAUGUUUCUAUUUAUAUUUCUAGUUAUUUUUCUGUCUUCCAGUAGUUUCUCCCCUUCCCCUUCUCUCCUUUUCCAUUUCCCAUUCUGGCUCCCCUCUUGCCCCUUCCGUUCUUCGUACCUGUCCAUCACCUCCCUCUGGUGGCCCUUCAACUUCCUGUAUUCCAAUGAUGCACUCUCUUCUCCUAUCAGCUUUCUUCUUCUUCAGCCCUUUACCUUUCCACCUAUCACAUCCCAGCUUCUAGCUUCAUUCCCCCCCUCCCCAUCACAUGGCUUCACCUAUCUUCUGCCAGCUUGUACUCCUCCUCCCCCUGCCAUUACCUACCAACCUUCUUAUUCCAGCUUCUUCACCCUUCCCUUCCAGUCCUGAUAAAGGGUCUUGGCCUGAAAUGUCGACUCUUUAUUUUCCUCCGUGGUUGCUGCCUGACUUGCUGAGCUUUUCCUGCACUUUGUGCGUUGGUCUUCAUUUCCAACAUCUGCAUAAUCUCUUGUGUUCGGUCUACAGACUUCCAUUAAUAAGCUGAGGCCAAGUGUUCAAAAAUAAUCAUUUGAAUGAACCAGACAGUAAAUCAAAAAGAGGCAAAAAAGGUUUUCUUCAAUGGAACUGAAUUUUGAUAGCAGUAAAUUUCAUGUUGGCACAAUGAUAGAGCUGCUGCCUCUCACCUCUCGUGACCUGGCUUCACACCUCAACUCAGCUGCUGCCUGUCUGGGUGGAGUUUGCACAGUCUCCCUGUGAACUCGUGGGUUUUCCAAGACAUGCAGCUUGGUAGGCCGUAAGCACAAGAGUUUCUGCAAGUGCUGGAAAUCUUGAGCAACGCACAAAAAGUGCUGGAGGAACUCAGCAAGUCAGGCAGCUCUCAUGGAGGGGAAAUGAUUCGAGCCAAGACCAUCGCCCCUAUUUUGCAGAUGAAAAAUGGAGCUGGUGUUGGCUGCAUAAACGAUGGAUUGAGCUAGAAUUGGUGUAAAAGUAGGUCCUGGUCCCAACCCUCGUUGAUUCAGCAAUAAGAAUUAAUACUUAUUUCAAGAUUCUGCUUGACCUACUGACUUCUCAAAGGUUAUUCAUGUGUUUACUUUAACUCUACGUAAUCAUCAGCAUGAUGAUUUACUGUACAGGUGACCUGGGUUCAAUGCCUGCUACCAGCAGUAAGGAGUUUGUACGUCUUCUCCGUGACCAUGUGGGUUUCCUCCAGGUGCUCUGGUUUUCUCCCACAGUCCAAAAAUGUGCUGGAUGGUAGGUUAAUUGGUCAUUGUAAUUGUCCCGUGACUAGACUAGGAUUAAAUGAGGGGCUGCAGAGGAACGUAACUCAUAUUUAUGCCAUAGGGGGAGUACAGAGAAGGUUCACCAGAUUGAUUCCUGGGAUGGCAGGACUUUCAUAUGAAGAAAGACUGGAUAGACUAGGCUUAUACUCACUGGAAUUUAGAAGAUUGAGGGGGGAUCUUAUUGAAACGUAUAAAAUUCUAAAGGGAUUGGGCAGGCUAGAUGCAGGAAGAUUGUUUCCGAUGUUGGGGAAGUCCAGAACGAGGGGUCACAGUUUAAGGAUAAAGGGGAAGCCUUUUAGGACCGAGAUGAGGAAAAACUUCUUCACACAGAGAGUGGUGAAUCUGUGGAAUUCUCUGCCACAGGAAACAGUUGAGGCCGGUUCAUUGGCCAUAUUUAAGAGGAAGUUAGAUAUGGCCCUUGUGGCUAAAGGGAUCAGGGGGUAUGGAGAGAAAGCAGGUACAGGGUUCUGAGUUGGAUGAUCAGCCAUAAUCAUACUGAAUGGCGGUGCCGAAGGGCUGAAUGGCCUACUCCUGCACCUAUUUUCUAUGUUUCUAUGUAAGGCCGUAAGGGCCUAUCCCGCGCUGUAUCUCAAUAAAUAAAUCUGCCAUGUCUACCUCUGAAAUCUGUUGCAACCUACUAAGUACAGUAACUCCAGUCAAGAAUGGCAGUUUUAGAUCUUUCGACUGUUUCCCUGGAUCUGAGCUGCCUGGUACAUUUCACACACCUAUAGUAUACUGAUCUCCCACAUCAAGAUCGUUAGUCCUAACUGCAGAGAGUUGUGGACACAGCUCAGCACAUCACAGAAAUCAGCCUCCCCUCCAUGGACUCUGUGCCUACACUUCUCACUGCCUCAGUGAAGCAGCUGACAUACACAGAGACCCCACCCAUCCGGGGCAUUCUCUCUUCUCUCUCAUCUCCUGUCAGGCAGAAGAUACCAGAACCCAAAAGCACAAACCUGCAAACUCAAGGACACUUGUUAUAAGGCAAUUGAAUGGUUCUGCAUUGUGAUAAAAUGUCCUCUUGACCUCAAAAGCUACCUUGUUAUGUUCUUGUACUUUACUGUCUGUCUGCACAGAACCUUCUCUGUAAUGGAACACUUUGUUCUGGAGAAGGGUCUCGGCCCAGAAUGUCGAUUCAUUUCCAUAGAUGCUGCCUGACUUGCUGAGUUCCUCCAGCAUUUUGUGUGUGUUGCUCUGGAUUUCCAGCAGCUUCAGGCUGUUUUGCGUUUACCCUUUGUUCCGCAUUCUGCUGUUGCUUUCCCACGUACUGCGCCGAUGAAUUGAUCUGUAUGGUAGGUGAGUUUUUCACUGUAUCUUGGUGCUUGUGACAAUAAUAAACCAAUUUAAUUACCCAACUUAUAUAUUCAUUGGUUUUGAAAGAACUCAAAUGUCAAAGUUCCAAACCAUUUGAAGCUUUAU
Molecule: messenger RNA, 10937 nt
Organism: Hypanus sabinus (Atlantic stingray)
Lineage: Eukaryota; Metazoa; Chordata; Chondrichthyes; Myliobatiformes; Dasyatidae
Product: microfibril-associated glycoprotein 4-like
Exons: 5
Coding region: 4078-5046 (322 amino acids)
Biological process (GO): elastic fiber assembly
Source: RefSeq, a predicted model, not a curated record